Messenger RNA from Phlebotomus argentipes, 841 nucleotides. Its product is annotated as chymotrypsin-2-like. The transcript is spliced from 2 exons. Gene Ontology annotation, molecular function: serine-type endopeptidase activity. Bases 1 to 792 code for a protein of 263 amino acids. Gene Ontology annotation, biological process: proteolysis. The record is from RefSeq and is a predicted model, not a curated record. Lineage: Eukaryota; Metazoa; Arthropoda; Insecta; Diptera; Psychodidae.
AUGAUCCGUCAAGUUUGCCUGAUUGCUCUGCUCUGCGUUGCUGGAGUUUUCUCCAGAACUCUGGAUGUCGAGGACUUGCCAGACAAUGACUGGGCCGCCAACUGGGAAGGCUUCAUCGUCGGUGGUCAGAAUGCCAAUGCUGGCCAGUUCCCUCAUGUCGUCUCUCUGAGAUCCACUGCCAACAGCCAUUUCUGCGGUGCCUUCAUCGUCAACAAUCGCUGGGUUGUGUCUGCCGCCCAUUGUACCAUCAACAGGAACCCAGGAAACACCUGGAUCGUCGUUGGUGCUCUGCAGCUCAGCGCCGGAGGCACUAACGUCUUCACCAGUCGCAUUGAGAACCACCCUAGCUACUCUGGCGUGACUCUGGCCAAUGAUGUGUGCGCUCUGCAGACCCAGAACACCAUCACCUUCUCCGGCACUGUGCAACCCCUCACGAUGGGAUCCGCUCACAUCGGAGGUGGAGUUUCGGCCAUCGCCGCCGGAUGGGGACGCGUGGGUGCCAAUCUUCCUCUGGCCAACCACCUCCAGUGGCUCAGUGUGAACACCAUUACUAACCAGGCCUGCCGUGAUGCUCACAACGCCAUCAACGCUCUCCGUGUCCACGACAACACCAUCUGCACCUUCACCCGCAUUGGCGAGGGCAUGUGCAACGGAGACUCCGGAUCUGCUCUCUUCGUCGGCCAAAACGCCAUCGGAAUUGUCUCGUGGGGCAUUCCUUGCGCUCAGGGCUUCCCUGACAACUUCGCUCGUGUGUCUUCUCACCGUGCCUGGCUCGUCGGUCACACCGGAUAAGCUUCUGCAGCGCCAAAAGCAGUUGCCGAUUUAAAAAAUGGAAAUAUAA